Penicillium manginii is the source of this 588-nucleotide messenger RNA. RefSeq lists its product as uncharacterized. Gene Ontology annotation, biological process: secondary metabolite biosynthetic process; fatty acid biosynthetic process. The transcript is spliced from 2 exons. The coding region runs from base 1 to 588 and encodes 195 amino acids. NCBI's taxonomy places the organism in Eukaryota, Fungi, Ascomycota, Eurotiomycetes, Eurotiales, Aspergillaceae. The record is from RefSeq and is a predicted model, not a curated record. Gene Ontology annotation, molecular function: fatty acid synthase activity.
AUGGUACUGAAGGAUUCGAUGUUUGGAAAGAUGUUACACGAUGCCUGGCAGGCGGCCUUGAGACCCAAAAUCCAAGGAUCUUGGAAUCUUCAUGAAAUCUUGCCUGCAGAACUUGGAUUUUUCAUCAUGCUCUCUUCGCUCAACGGGGUCAUGGGAGUAAAUAGUCAAGCAAACUAUGCAACAGGGGGUACCCUCCAGGACGCACCAGCCCAAUACCUUGUUUCAAUUGGGCUACCUGCAACAAGUCUCGAUCUUGGAGCCGUCAAUUCUAUUGGGUUUGUAGCCGAGGGUUCGGAAUAUGCACGACACACCACAGCCGGACUGGAACAGCUGCAGGAAAAUGAAAUCCAUUAUCUUUUGGAUUACAUUUUACAUAUGCAAGCGCGAGGUAGCUCCGGAAUUGCUGAACAGGCCUGUCAGUUCACUGCCGGGUUCAGUUCGGAGGCCAUGUACCUCGACGAGGGCGUUCCAGUCCCCGCAUUCCUGCAAUUUCCAUUGUUCACUCAUCUCCGUCUCCCCACCACUGCUCAGAAUAAUCGAGUGUUUGAUGUUCGGAAAUUAAUCCAAGCAAGCAAGUCGCUAGAAUAA